UCGUGCCACGACUCUCCGUUUCUUGUCCAUCUUGUGAAGCAAGCAGGAGCAGUCUGUGUCGCUGUCACGCAGGAGUCCGAGCGCAUUCACAUGUGUCUUUUGCCUCGUCUCGCCAUCUGCGGCAGGCCGUCGAGGUUUUAAGGCGCUGCGCCUGCAGACUGAGCGGGGUAAAGAUCUCGCGAGAGCUCCGGCUCGCUGUGGCUGUGCAGCAGACAGAGGGAGAAGGCAGGCAGGCAGCAUCAUGGCGGACAGAGACAGUGGAAGUGAGCAGGGAGGAGCAGCUACGGGCCCAGGCUUCGGUUCCAUGCACCUAGCGACAGGAGGGGCGGGCUCGGCCUCCGGGCUCCAGCAUGAGACCCAAGAGCUGGCGUCGAAGAGGGUUGACAUCCAAAACAAACGUUUCUAUUUGGACGUUAAGCAGAACGCGAAAGGCCGCUUCUUAAAGAUAGCAGAAGUCGGGGCCGGUGGAAACAAGAGCCGCCUCACUCUCUCCAUGUCCGUGGCGGUUGAGUUCCGUGACUACUUGGGGGACUUCAUCGAACAUUAUGCCCAGCUGGGUCCGAGCAACCCGGGGAUGGUACAAGACGAGCCCAGGCGAGCCCUCAAAAGCGAGUUCUUGGUCCGAGAAAAUCGGAAAUACUAUAUGGAUCUGAAAGAGAACCAGCGGGGACGGUUUCUGAGGAUUCGACAGACCGUUAACCGGGGGCCCGGUUUGGGAUUCACGCAAGGCCAGACGAUUGCUCUGCCUGCCCAGGGACUUAUUGAGUUUCGUGACGCUUUGGCUAAACUUAUUGACGAUUAUGGUGUAGAGGACGAACCUGCAGAGUUGCCCGAAGGGUCAUCGUUGACUGUGGACAACAAACGGUUUUUCUUCGACGUCGGAUCCAAUAAGUACGGUGUGUUUAUGAGGGUAAGCGAGGUGAAGCCAACGUACCGCAACUCAAUUACAGUGCCCUACAAAGUGUGGUCCAAAUUUGGGAAUACUUUCUGUAAAUAUGCCGAGGAGAUGAAGAAGAUCCAGGAGAAACAGCGGGAGAAAAGGGCAUGCGAGCUGCAGCAACAAGAGGAGAUGCAGCAGGACGAUGGAGACGAGGAUUGAUAUAGACAGCAAACAAAAAAAAGAAAAAAGAGAGAGAGAGGAAAAACAUGCCAGAGUAAUGAAAAUAACAAGAGAAUUAUAAUUAAAAAGAAAACACUCUACUGUAUAAUGAAAGAAAUCUAAAGAUUUAACUGUAUUGGUUUAACCAAGGGAGCAUCACCCACAAUAUAAGAAACCUCCACGACCUGACAGUUAUGACAUGUUGUCACUCAUCGCUGGAUGUUACCCCACUUAACCACCAUUAAUACAGUAACAGGCUGCUAAACAAAGUAAUAACAUUAUAUUUGAACAUUGUUUCCUACUUGACAAACGAUAUUGAACUGUUUAUUUCCCUUAUUAACAGAAAACUUUUGUACCAGUUAAAGCUAUUGUAAAGAGGAGAGGAAAAAAAAGUGUUUGCAAUGUUCAAAUUGAAUUAUUGCCGAGUUCAAAGGAGAGACAAAAAAAAGUUUCCUUCUCAUGUGAGUUAAAUGACUUCAGCACAAAUCAGAUGUUUUAAUUUUUAAACCAAAAUUCCAAAACUUUGUAAAAGGUUGUCACAUGUACUUGCCAUCCUAUUUACCUUUACCUGUGAGUAGAGAGGUGUUUACACAUAAAUCAUAUGAGGGCUAGGCCUGCUUCGGAAACUGAUAAGAUUUCAUGCAGUACAUAUAUAUAUAUUAAAAAAACAAAACAAAGGAACGUGUAGGCAUUUUCAUGAAAUGAAAUAAGUGCUCUAUUUAUUGUGCAAUAUGCAUUGCAUAUAAGGAACUGGUCAUUGGAUCUUGACAUUUGCCAGAGGCAUUCAAAGAUAUAUUAAUAUUGUAACUUUUGUUUCAGUUGAAAUUGUUGCCAUGCAGAUGGAUAUAUAAUAGACUACCUUUGUGUCUCGUUGUUAAUGCAAUGUGUUCAGUUUAAAGGUACUAAAUGUGUAUUUGAUAGAGGAAAUGCAGAGACAACAUGUAGCAAAUGGCCUGAACUGCAGAUUAUUUAACAAGGCAAAAGACCCUGAAUAUACUGUGUUGAUUGGCAUAGUAAAAACUGGAAGAGCGCAAUCGGUUAGUACAUAUGAAACAAACUUUUUGUGAUCUUGUUUAGUCAUAAAAGUCAAAAUGGUGCCAAGGAGUGCUGUUGCUGCAUGUUUAUCUGCACUACGAUUUCGUUGGUCUCCCAAAAUAUUGUCUCAAAGACCCUUCCAUACGUAUCUUUAUCUGCCUAUGUUGUAUGAAUCUCAAGUUCGAGGACUGGGGGGGGGGAGAUUACCAUCCAAAAGGCUCGGUGUAGUUCUAGUGGAAGUUGUUUCAAAGCAUGAUUGUAAAAGCAGCGACCUUGUGAACAGUAAUCGAAAUGUCACCAUCACACUAUGAGGACGGCCACUGAGGCGCUUGCCUGGCUUAGCCGAGGUGAAGACAGCCUGGUUCACCUGUUGGUGAAUGUCUGUUAUGUCAUUGGAUGUGCACAUUCCUUUCUUGCGUUUUAAGAUCUGAGGGUGUGAAGUUCAGUGUGGGGCUACUUUGGAUACAUUCUCAUAGCUCUGCUUUAGAUUUGUAAGCCCAAAUACCCACCUGGGGUGAUGAGAUUCUGUUCUGGUCUAAUUGUAAAUAUUUGGGCUGCCACACGGAAAACAACUGGUUCUAAUCCAGUUCAGUCGCAUCUCAUAGAUGUGUGAUAGCAGUUUUAUAAACUCUGUCAGUAAACUCCAGAGAAACUGGCAACAAUCAGAUACUGUCAGAUUUACCUCAGCAUUGAAUUAAAUGAUUGCUCCCAUGUUUAGAUUGACUGGAAACCAGCAAACUAGACUGUCCUUGACCACCUAUUUUUGGAGCCUUUGGUAUAGCCUAAAUGAUACCUGAUUGGGAGCAUCCUCUUCAGCAUAUAAACAACCUGGUGCCUUACACACUCCGCAUGCUUACACGCUGGCCUGGUGCUUUGGAUCGCAGUUAUGGCUUCUUUUUUUUUUUCUUCUUCUUCUACUUCUUUUUUUCAAAUCUCCUCUUUCUUCUAUUUCUUGUGUCUCAGCCCCCUUGUGUGCUAGCGCACGACUCGUGGUGCUAAAAGUGUUUGUUACAAACUCUUUAGAAAAAAAGGAGCAGAAUUCUUAACUUUAACUUUUUUCUGAUACCUUUCAG
Molecule: messenger RNA, 3207 nt
Organism: Neolamprologus brichardi
Lineage: Eukaryota; Metazoa; Chordata; Actinopteri; Cichliformes; Cichlidae
Gene: puraa
Product: purine-rich element binding protein Aa
Biological process (GO): regulation of transcription by RNA polymerase II
Cellular component (GO): nucleus
Molecular function (GO): purine-rich negative regulatory element binding; DNA-binding transcription factor activity, RNA polymerase II-specific; RNA polymerase II transcription regulatory region sequence-specific DNA binding
Source: RefSeq, a predicted model, not a curated record